Molecule: messenger RNA, 4638 nt
Organism: Budorcas taxicolor (takin)
Lineage: Eukaryota; Metazoa; Chordata; Mammalia; Artiodactyla; Bovidae
Gene: COL17A1
Product: collagen type XVII alpha 1 chain
Exons: 55
Coding region: 1-4473 (1490 amino acids)
Source: RefSeq, a predicted model, not a curated record
AUGGAUGUAACCAAGAACAAACGAGAUGGCACUGAAGUCACUGAAAGAAUCAUCACAGAAACAGUAACUACAAGACUUACAUCCUUACCACCAAAAGGGGGGACCAGCAAUGGCUAUGCUAAAACAGGGUCUCUGGGUGGAGGGAGCCGGCUGGAGAAACAGAGCCUGACGCAUGGCAGCAGCGGCUACAUAAACUCAAGUGGGAGCAUGCGAGGCAAUGCCUCCACCUCCAGUUACAGGAGGGCCCAUUCACCUGCCUCCACUCUGCCCAACUCACCAGGCUCAACUUUCGAGAGGAAGACUCAUGUCACCCGCCAUGGAACAUAUGAAGGGAGCUCCAGCGGCAACUCUUCCCCUGAGUAUCCUCGGAAGGAAUUUGCAUCUUCUUCAACCAGAGGACGUAGCCAAACACGAGAGAGCGAGAUCCGAGUCCGACUGCAGAGCGCGUCCCCGUCCACCCGCUGGACAGAAUUGGAUGACGUCAAACGUUUGCUCAAGGGGAGCCGCUCAGCAAGUGUGAGCCCCACCCGGAAUUCCUCUAACACACUCCCCAUCCCCAAGAAAGGCACUGUGGAGACCAAGGUGGUGACAGCGAGCUCCCAGUCAGUGUCUGGCACCUAUGAUACAACCAUCCUGGAUGCCAACCUUCCCUCCCAUGUGUGGUCCUCCACGUUGCCGGCAGGGUCCUCCAUGGGCACCUAUCACAACAACAUCACAACCCAGAGCUCAUCCCUGCUCAACACCAAUGCCUAUUCUGCAGGAUCAGUCUUUGGAGUUCCAAAUAACAUGGCCUCCUGCUCCCCAACUCUGCAGCCCGGAAUCAGCACCAGCUCCUCAGUGUUCGGCAUGCAGAACAAUCUGGCCCCCAGCUCAUCCACCCUGUCCCACGGCAUGGCUGCCACCUCCACAGCAUACGGUGUGAAGAAAAACAUGCCCCAGAGCCCCACUGCUGUGAGCACUGGGGUGUCCACUUCUGCAGCCAGCACCACAAAUGUCCAGAAUGAUGACCUCUUGCACAAGGACUGUAAAUUCCUGAUCCUGGAGAAGGACAACACGCCCGCCAAGAAGGAGAUGGAGCUGCUGAUCAUGACCAAGGACAGCGGGAAGGUCUUUACAGCCUCCCCAGCCAGCGUCACUGCAACUUCUUUUUCAGAGGACACCCUAAAAAAGGAAAAACAAGCUGCAUACACCGACACCUACCUAGUGUCAGAAGCUAACGGAGAUGUGAAGACUGUGUCUGCAAAGGGCAAGGGCUCCUCUGCAGACAUCCACGGCUACGACCACCGCCAUGGUGGUGGGGGCAGCGGCGGCAGCGGUGGUGCCCUUGGCAGUGGGGCCGCUGGUGGAGGGGGCAAGGGCUCGUGGGGGGCGGCGCCUGCCUGGUGCCCCUGUGGCUCCUGGUGCAGCUGGUGGAAGUGGCUGCUGGGCCUGCUGCUCACCUGGCUACUGCUCCUGGGGCUGCUGUUCGGCCUCAUCGCUCUGGCCGAGGAGGUGAGGAAACUGAAGGCACGUGUGGAGGAGCUGGAGAAAAUGAGGGGCCGCUUGUCUUACAACGAGAAGAUGGAGAGGAGCAGCCAGGACUCUGUGCAGGGGGUUGCGCCCAGGCUGGGGGAAGGUCUAGGAAAAUCUGGGCUUGAUGGCUACAAUCUGGAGGACAUCUGGCAAUUCGUGAGUGUCAGGCUGAAGACAGAACAGGAAAACGGAAAUCUCCGAGGAAGCCCUGGGCCUAAAGGUGACAUGGGAGUUCAAGGCCCUAAAGGAGACCGCGGGUUCCCUGGAACUCCAGGUAUCCCUGGGCCCUUGGGCCACCAAGGUCCAGAGGGACCAAAGGGACAGAAAGGCAACAUGGGUGAGCCUGGCAUGGAGGGACCCAUGGGCCAGAGAGGGCGAGAAGGCCCCAUGGGACCUCGUGGUGAACCAGGGCCCCCUGGGUUCGGAGAGAAAGGAGACCGAGGGGAUGCUGGUAAACCAGGUAUUCCGGGCCCACCUGGUGUCCCAGGCUCUGUCGGUCCCAAAGGUUCCAGUGGUUCUCCUGGCCCACAGGGUCCCCCAGGCUCUAUAGGUCCCCAAGGACUCCGAGGUGAAGUGGGACUCCCUGGUAUCAAAGGUGACAAAGGACCCAUGGGACCACCGGGACCCAAAGGUGACCAGGGUGAGAAAGGACCCCGAGGCCUCACAGGCGAGCCUGGCUUGAAAGGUUUACCUGGUGCCGUGGGUGAGCCCGGGGCUAAAGGAGCGAUGGGACCCGCUGGCCCCGACGGACAUCAAGGCCCAAGAGGGGAACAAGGUCUUCCAGGAAUGCCGGGAACCCGGGGCUUACCAGGACCUUCUGGGGACCCAGGGAAGCCAGGUCUCACUGGACCCCAAGGACCUCAGGGGAUUCCUGGUACCCCUGGCCGACCAGGAGUUAAAGGUGAACCAGGAGCUCCAGGCAAGAUCGUGACUUCAGAGGGAUCGUCGACUAUCACUGUCCCAGGUCCCCCGGGACCUCCUGGAGCCAUGGGACCUCCGGGACCUCCAGGAGCCCCAGGCCCUGUUGGUCCAGCUGGUCUCCCAGGACAGCAAGGCCCGCGAGGGGAGCCAGGCCUGGCUGGCGAAUCAUUCAUGGGCACCAGCAGCUCCAUCUCUGAGGUCCUGUCCACCCAAGGUAUUGAUUUACGAGGCCCCCCAGGCCCACCUGGACCACCUGGGCCACCAGGGGAAGGCUUGCCAGGCCCACCGGGCCCACCAGGAUCUCUCCUGACCAGCUCAGAGACCUUCUUCUCUGGCCCUCCAGGCCCACCUGGCCCCCCAGGCCCCAAGGGAGACCAAGGCCCCCCAGGCCCCCGAGGACACCAAGGCGAGCGAGGCCCCCCAGGGCUAUCAGGCUCAGGUGCCAGUUCUCUUGGACUCAACCUGCAGGGACCACCAGGCCCACCCGGCCCUCAGGGACCCAAGGGUGACAAAGGUGAUCCUGGAGUCCCAGGGGCUCCUGGCAUUCCUGGUGGGCCCUCUCGAGGGGGAUCGUCAUCAAGCACCAUGUUCAUGCAGGGUCCGCCAGGCCCACCAGGGCCCCCCGGGCCUCCAGGCUCCCUCAGCAGCUCUGGCCUGGAGAUUCAGCAAUACAUCUCUGACUACAUGCAGAGUGACAGUAUCAGGUCUUAUCUGUCUGGAGUUCAGGGUCCCCCAGGCCCACCUGGUCCCCCUGGGCCUGUCACCACCAUCACCGGUGAGACUUUCGACUACUCACAGCUGGCCAGCCUCGUCGUGAGCUACUUACAGACUUCCGGGUACAGCAUCGGCACAUCCUCCACCUCCAUCUCUUCUGAAGACAUCCUGGCUGCGCUCCGGCGCGAUGAUGUGCGUCAGUAUCUACGGCAGUACCUGAUGCCACAAGGAGCCAGUGGAGAUUGGUUCCUCCAGUCUCUGGAUUAUGCAGAGCUGAGCAACCGCAUCCUCAGCUACAUGUCCAGCACUGGAGUCAGCAUCGGGCUUCCUGGCCCCCCCGGGCCCCCAGGCUUGCCGGGCACAUCCUAUGAGGAGCUCCUUUCCUUGCUCCAAGGGUCUGAAUUCAGAGGUAUCGUUGGGCCCCCAGGUCCCCCUGGGCCCCCAGGGCUCCCAGGCAGUUCAUGGUCCAGCAUCAGCAUGGAGGACCUCUCAUCCUACCUGCAGACUGCCGGCCUGUCAUCCAUCCCAGGCCCUCCUGGUCCCCCAGGCCCCCCAGGCCCUAGAGGGCCCCCGGGCAUCUCAGGAGCUCUGGCGACAUACGCAGCUGAAAACAGUGACAGCUUCCGGAGUGAGCUGAUCAGCUAUCUCACAAGUCCUGAUGUGCGCAGCUUCAUCGUUGGCCCCCCGGGUCCCCCCGGGCCCCAGGGCCCCCCCGGGGACAGCCGCCUGGUGUCCACGGACAGCUCCUACAGCCGGAGCGGCAGCUCCUCCUCUUUCAGUCGGGACACCUCCUAUAGCUCCUCCAUGGGCAUAGGAGGAGCCAGUGGAGGCACCCUGGGCGAAGGGGGAGCCUUUGGCAUGGACAUGGGCCGAGGCUACGGGGCCGUGCCGGAGGGUGGCAUGUAUGGCGGCGAUGGCAGAUUCGGGGCUGGCUUUGCCGGAGGCCUGGAUUACAAUGAGCUGGCUGUUCGGGUGUCAGAGAGCUUGCAGCGUCAGGGUCUGCUCCAAGGGAUGGCCUACACGGUGCAGGGACCCCCAGGCCGGCCUGGGCCCCAGGGACCCCCUGGCAUCAGCAAGAUCUUCUCCGCCUACAGCAAUGUGACCGAGGACCUCAUGGACUUUUUCCGAACUUAUGGAGCCAUCCCAGGACCCCCUGGGCAGAAGGGAGAGAUGGGCAUCCCUGGACCCAAAGGUGAGAGGGGCCCUGCUGGGCCACCAGGUCGGUCUGGGCCACCCGGCCCUCGAGGGCACAAGGGAGAAAAAGGAGACAAAGGUGACCAAGUCUACACCGGGCGGAGGAGGAGGAGCAUUGCCGUCAAGCCAUAAGCAACCCAUGGUGGAACAGCCCCCUGGACCAGUUCUUGCAGUGGCUUACGGCACUUAUGUCAAGACCUCUCCAGAGGGUAAAAGCUGGAGUCUCACUGUCUUACCGACACAGCAAAUAGUCAGCUAGAACCCUUAUCUUAGUCUGGGACAAUGUGUAUGUCUGCA